GGUGUGUGCAUGCCUUGAGGAUAACAAUGCGACAGCAUCAGUCUGUACGUCGGUCUCGAGCAAUAUCGAGGGACACACACACACACAACACACACACACAUGGAAGGCAAAGGGGCGGGGGUGUGCGAAGGCAUCAGGCAGGGGUAAUGCACCGUCAAAACAUCAUGACACGCGGUCAGGUCACACAGAGACGCACACACACAGACUUUUACUUUACAGGCUGCACACACGAACGCAUACACACACAUGGACAUGGUAUGAAUGCGUCCAUCCAUCCAUCAAUCCAUGCCAGCAAUCAUCCACACACUCUCAUCUCACUUUCUAAGGCACAAAUACUAAGGUCUCUCCCUCUCUCUCUCUCUCUCUCUCUUCUCUCUCUCUCGCACUCAACCAACAACCAGCCAGCAACAUCGGCCGGCCAUUGGCUUCAACAACAGCAAAAGCGACUCGACCCAGCCACCCCUCCAUCCAUCCCAUCGUAUACUUGUACUACAAAUACACACACGCGGUACGCCACCCCACACCCUCCUCUGUCUGCCCCAGCCAGACUGACCCGUCCUUACUUACUGAUGUCACCCGCCCCGCCCCGAUCGCUCACUCACUGCUGGCACCCAUUGUGGUUGUGGCUGUUCUUCUGCCGCCACGCGAGUGUCGUCUGCACCAGCUGCUUGAGCUGAUCGGGAGGCAGCCGAGCCCGCUCAAUCAGCUGCAUCAACCCGUCCUCCGUCAUGCCAUUCGACCACCCGCCCUCCUGCUGCUGCUGCUGCUGGUGGUGGUGGUGCUGCUGGUGGUGGUCUGUGUGCUGGUAGUCCAUGUGUGUGUGUGCGACGCCGUUGGUGUGUAUGUUGAUGUUGGUCGGGGGCGGAGGAAAGCCCGGAGGGGGCGGCAGCAUUCUGGCUGUGUACGGCACUGGUGCGGGAGGGGGAGGGGGCGCGGGGUGGUGGGUCUGCUCUGCGAAUGGCUGCACUGGCUGCUGCUGAGACUGGUGCUUGGAGGGGGCGGGGUAGCUGUCGCUGUGGUUGUGGUUGUGGGUGUGGGUGUGCAUGGUGCUGUUGAGCAUCUCUUGGUACUGGUCCUUGAGCUCGGCCAGCUGCUGGUCGCGCUGCGCCAGCUGCUUCGUCAGGCCCUGCACUUGCUGAAGCAAAGACAAAGGGGGAAAUGUGAACGAAUGGGGAUGUGUGUGCGUGCGUGUGUGUGUGUGUCUGUGCGUCCACCGAACCCAACUCACCUCCUCGAGUUUGUUGUCUCUGUCGGCCUGCUCGCGUCGCAUCUUGGCCAGCUCCUCCAUGACCAGUGUGGCCCGGCUGUUCUCCUACACACACACACACACACACACACGUAUACACAGAUUGAGCCAUCUCGCCUCUCCCUCUUGUCUUACCUCCUGUGAGUGCCAUAUGGCGUCGAAUGCCUCGUUGGUCUUGGUGUCGUAGCUCUUCUCCAGCACCCGCAGGCGCUGCUCGGUGCGGUCCACACGGGCCAUCACAUCGUCCUGACGACGCUCCACCUCGUUGUGCCGGACGCACAGCUGCAAACACACAGGAAGGCAGACGCACACAAAGAUAAGAUGGUGUCCGAACGCUUUGUUGUGUUGUGCACACCCUACCGCUUUGAGGUCGUCUCUGAGUUCUUUGGCCUCUAUCUCCAUCUCACGCUGCCACUUGAGGCGCGCCUUAGAGAAGCUCUCCUCCUGCACAUUGACACACCACACACACACACACACACACACACACAUAUGGAAUGGAUGGGUAAAUGGAUGGAUCGAGAGGUACACGCCCACUCACUCACCGCCUCGGCCACCCACCCCACCUGUGUCUUGGUGUUGGUCAUGUCGGCCUGCAUGGACGUCAGCUUAUCGGUCAGCGCCCCCACCUCACGGCAACAACGGCGCAACUCAUCCUCAAACUGAUCGAGCAUUGAUGAUUUGAAUGACCAUUUCAUGUCAUGUCAUGUCGGUAGGGCGUCGUCACCUCACCUCACCUUGUGCUGUUCCUUAGCGGUGUCGUGUACGGAGCCCUUCAGGUCAAUCAUGUCAACGUCCAUCUAAACACACACACACAGAUAGAAUGAGGGACGCCACACGCACAGCAUACACAAAUGCACUGCAUGCAGCACCGUGCACGUCUUGCUUGCUCACACUUCGCUGUCGGCUGAGUGAGUCGCCCACGCGUAUCUUGAAGAGGCGGAGCUCCUUGGCGAGCCGGUCGACGUCAUGAUCCAGCUUCAUCAGCAACUUGGGCGACAGCUUCGCCACCUGACGACACAUGCAUCCACACACAUGCAUCAUCGUCCAGCCACCCGUCUUGUCUUUUGCCACCCACCUCCGCCUCCUCUGACUCAUCCAUCCCGUCCUCCCCCUCCCCCUCAACACAUGCACCAGCAGCAGGGCCCUCGCACAGGCGGUCCGCGCUCGACGAAGGCGUCCGCUCCUCACCAGCCCCCUCAACGCUGGCAGUUUCCCCAUUGAGGGUCUCCUUAGUCUCAUCCCCGUGGUGGGAGGCCUGCGAUGCCGUCACGGUCAGUGACACGCUGUCCUCAUCGACCGCGGUGGCACUGCCGACGGUGGGCGUCACAGUGGCGGCGCAUCCGUCGGCACACAACUCCAACUUAUCGUCCAUGGGAGCAGCCAUGGCCAUCUUAAUCAACGCGGAAUGCACAGCAAACGA
Messenger RNA from Vitrella brassicaformis, 2666 nucleotides. The record is from the annotation of a GenBank genome assembly. NCBI's taxonomy places the organism in Eukaryota, Vitrellaceae.